Messenger RNA from Protopolystoma xenopodis, 453 nucleotides. NCBI's taxonomy places the organism in Eukaryota, Metazoa, Platyhelminthes, Monogenea, Polystomatidea, Polystomatidae. The record is from the annotation of a GenBank genome assembly.
AUGGUUUCCCACCCUUUGAGCCGGACGAAGAGCGGAAAAACAAAAGAGAAUCAAGAUUUGCGAUUAAUUUGUUGUGUUAAGUUAAAAACCUCGGUUGCUGGCGGUUGGAUCGGCGGCUGGAAACGCACGACUGGCCGAAUGAGGCUGGGAGAAUGGAGAAUGCGCGACUGGGCGACUUCAACCAAUUUGGUGUUGAUGUACCCGAAAGCGGGGCGAUCUCGAGUCGAUCAAACUAAACAUUGGUCCAUGUCAGGUUGUUGUGCAACAUUGUCUGUCCACUUGUGCAUGGACAGAGAUGCGAUUUGUCUUGAAACCGGUUCGCCUCUCUUAAGAGGUCAUCGUUUCGUCGCCAUGGCGACAGAUAGCGUCUCCUGGCCGACCGAGAGUCGCCAAACUCGUGGGCAAAAUGUGGAAACCGGAAGUGUUGUAAGGCGAAGACAAUCGAGAAAGUGA